GUAGAUAAUCCUGUUGUGCUGCCGUGGUUUCACCUCCGUGCGAAAUAUUAAAUCAUCGUCAACUUUUAUCUCAAGUUACUGUAGUAUUCCGGCAAACGUUAGCAACAACGUUAGCAACCUGGCGUUUAAGUUAGCCUCUGGAGCUAAUGAGUUUGCCAGCUAUUAUUACCGUCAACUACCGAGCUUGCUGCUGUUAACUAAAUAGAGACCAGGGUUGCCUGACAAGCUUAGUUAGUUAGCGCACAGUAAGAGUUAUCUGAAAGCUCUCUAACCAUUAAGCAACAAGAGAAACCGAAGUAGGCCGGUUAGUUUAUUUAGCUUAAAUGUUGACUCUCCGUCUGGCUAAGUAACGUCAGUGUGCUAACCGUAACUCGGGGCCUAAGGGUGUCAAACCAGUUAUCUCUGAUCAAAUUCAGCCACAAAUCUGACGUCGUGUGCUGUAGUAAUAAUAUAACGAAACUAGAAAAAGUGUACAGAUUAAAUAGUUCACAUAGGGGAGACUGUAUUACUUUGGCCCUACACAAAGAGCCUGUAGUGCUAAAGUCCAGCAAUGAAUAAGAUUUCCUGGUUGCGGUGGAGGUGAGGAAGCAUGGGGUGGAAAUCUGAGGUGUCGAGGCGAACGUGAUGACGGCAUGGUCCAUGGUGGAGAAGCUCAAAAUGGAAAAACGCCCAUGCAGGGAGGAGAACAUUGACUCAAGCGAGGCCCAGCAUGCCACUGAUGAGUCUGAGGAUGGAAGCAGCUCGGAAAGCGAAUCUGAGGAGCAGCAACACCUGAAGGUUCAGGUGAACAACAACAGCUGUAAGAGGAGGGAGCCUUUGGCUGCCACAAAACCCCACCGCCAGCUCUGUCGCUCUCCAUGCCUGGACCGGCCCAGUUUUUCCCAGAGUAGCACCGUGCAAGAUUUUCGUGAGGAUGACACCAGCGCAGGAGCAGGGAUCAAGCAUGCCAGUGACAAGGAGUACCAGACGAAGAUGGAAUUUGCUUUGAAGUUGGGCUAUUCGGGAGAGCAGGUGGAGACGGUGCUCAACAAGUUGGGGGCUGCUGCUCUUAUUAAUGAUGUGCUCGCUGAGUUAGUAAGGCUUGGAAACAAAGUAGAGCCUGAAAUUCAACCUUGCAGCAGUACGGCCACAUCAGUAUCACGCUCGCCCUGUGUUAAAGAGACUGUUAGUCCAGAGGUGUCAGUGGAAGAGGAAUCUGUGGAUACCUAUGAUAACCUCAGGCCUAUCGUCAUUGAUGGCUCAAAUGUGGCAAUGAGCCAUGGGAACAAAGAGGUGUUCUCUUGCCGUGGUAUCCAACUUGCUGUUGAAUGGUUCCUAGAGAAAGGACAUAAAGACAUCACUGUGUUUGUCCCAGCCUGGAGAAAGGAGCAGUCAAGGCCUGACGCCCUCAUUACAGAUCAAGAAAUAUUACGCAAGCUGGAAAAAGAGAAGAUCCUGGUUUUCACCCCGUCUCGGAGGGUUCAAGGCAGGAGAGUGGUGUGCUAUGAUGAUCGCUUCAUAGUGAAGCUGGCUUAUGAUUCUGAUGGAAUUAUUGUGUCAAAUGACAACUACAGAGACUUGCAAAACGAGAAGCCAGAGUGGAAGAAGUUCAUAGAGGAGCGUCUCCUCAUGUACUCAUUUGUCAAUGACAAAUUUAUGCCGCCUGAUGAUCCACUGGGACGACACGGUCCAAGCUUAGAAAAUUUCCUUCGCAAGCGUCCUGUUGUUCCAGAGCACAAAAAACAACCUUGCCCCUAUGGGAAAAAGUGCACAUAUGGACACAAGUGCAAGUACUACCAUCCGGAGCGCGUCAACCAGCCGCAGCGAUCAGUGGCUGAUGAACUGCGGGCCUUUGCCAAAUUGUCUGCGGUGAAGACAAUGAGUGAGGGGGCUUUAGUAAAAUGCGGUACUGGUCCAACGACUGUAAAAGGGGACAUCAACUCUGAGGCCAAACGCGUGGCACCCAAACGUCAGUCUGACCCCAGUAUUCGUUCAGUGGCCUGUGAACCUCCAGAAGCACUGUCCGUUGUUCGGAAGUCUGAGACAAAUUCAGUGCCUUCCCUUGUGUCUGCUCUCAGUGUGCCCACCAUGCAGCCCGCCAAGAGCCACGCAGCUGGGGCCUUGAACACCCGAUCAGCCAGCAGCCCAGUGCCAGGUUCUUUGCAGUUCUCACACAGUUCUCUGGAGCACAUGUCUAGUGUACAGUACCCGCCUAUUUUGGUGACUAAUAGUCAUGGCGCCUCUGUUACAUACAGUGAACAGUUCCCAAAGUAUGACUCAGUUAGCGACCAUGGGUAUUAUUCACUGCACAGUGAUUUUUCAAACAUGAGCAUGAGCAGCAUGCAUAAUGUCGACAGUUUCUGUAGCAUGGAGCACGAGCAUGGUGUGUAUCAGAGAAACCCCAGCCACUGCCCUGAAUCCUGCCUCAGCCAUUCAAACAGCGACUCAUUCUCCUCUUACGGGGACCUGUACCCAAGCUCUGUGGACAGUAGCUUAGAGGAGAGCAUGAAGGGGCAGCAGCAGUCUCCCGCACAGGCUAGGAUGCAAGCUUUCUCCCAUGGGUUUCGUCAUGAAGCACUGACUAGGGUACAGAGUUAUGGACCAGAGGAGCCCAAGCAGGGCCCCCGUAAGCAGUCUGGAGCUCAUCUAGCGCCACAUAUCCAACAUGCUGCAGUGGGGGCCAGGUCCAGUUGCCCUGGAGACUAUCCCCUCACUCAGAAUGUCCUCCCACCUCUGUCCUCACAGCCCACUCGCUCUCUUGGCAUGACUCGUAUGGACAGCGUAUCAGAUUCAAGGCUAUAUGAUAGCAACCCAAUGAGACAGAGGCGACCUCCACUGUGCCGCGAGCAGCAUGCAAGCUGGGACCCUCUGCCUUGCGGUAAUGAGUCCUACGGAUAUCACUCAUAUCCUCUGAAUAACAGCUUGAUGCCGUGUUGCGAGAGGGUGAUGGUACGCAGCAUGCCAGACAAAAUGGAACAAAUUUGGAACUCGCCAUGGGAGACCCCAUCUGCAGCUGAACACCAAGAGCGGUAUGUCAUCCCAGACCACCAGUAUCAAACAUAUCGGAACCUUUGUAACAUCUUUCCUGCUUACGUAGUCCAUUCAGUAAUGGAGAAGAACCCUCAUUUGACAGACCCCCAACAACUUGCCGCUGUCAUCGUUACAAAACUGAGGUCAUGCCAUUGAGGGGUUAUUAAACUUUCAAAAUCGAAGUGAUAAGGGAAAUAAGCAUUUUGAUUGCAAAGAUAGGCACUUGUUAAAUGUUGCUGCAUGUGCAACACCUGCUCUCAGGAGUUAAUCAUUUUUUAAAUGUCUCUGAUGCAAAAUCUGGCUGUCAGGUUUUACAUCGCUAAGAUGACAUAGAAGUAAUCAGCAUAGAGGAAGUUUGUCUGAUCAGCUUAAGUAGAAUUGUAAGAUGUUUCACAUAUGAAGGCUACAUUUUUAUAUGAAGUGUGGCGCACAUGAUAUAAGGUAACAACUUACGUACAACACAUUCAUAAUACCUGAGCAGGAGCUGCAUAACAGCUUUGCACCAUAUCCAUGAUUAACUGAGCUGUUUAUCAUCAUUUUAGUUUUGGACAAUAUAUGAAAUAGUUAAAUGUUCUUCAGAUCAAUGUAGAUUGUAUUUCUGCUGAUUUAAUUAAUUACACAUUAUCUAAAAGUCAUGAUGGUCAGCUGAUUAGCCAUCAUAAUCUUAACGUAAUUUAAAGACUAAUCUAAUUUGAACUAAUGUAGCUAGCUAGUGUAUUAUUGAACCUUAACCUUUCGUGAGUCAAUGUGAAUUAAGUGGAUUAAUAAACGGGUCAGCCACACAGUCAAGAUAGGAAAUAGUUACACUCCCACAUUUGCCUUAUUAAAUCUGACAUGAGUAUGUCAACAUUUGUGCACCAUGUAGCUUUUAUGAAGAUCUUGUUCAGGUCCUGUGAAUGUGUUAUGAAAGUGUUUUCUGGUGCAGUGGUACUAUAAAUAACCUUGCUUAGGUCUGCCUCUGCUGUAAAUAAUUCUUGUGACUUUUUUGUGCAUUUAUUUUAAAGAUAAGUAAGAGGGAGGUAAGUACAUACCUCACAGCAUGAACUCUGACAUUUAAUGGCCUUAUAUCUGAAUGACCUCACGCUUUAGUCGUCGUCUGAUCGGUUUCAAUGAAAGUCUUUAGUCGUUGAAGCCUCCUACUUUCAAAUGUAAAGCACUAUCUCAGUAUCUAAAGAGAUAUAUUUUCUCAGCCUCACUUAACAAAGCUACUAUUUUGGUAGAAUUUGACAGUGCACAAAGCAAGCCAAAAAGGAGAUUUGACUUGUGUAUAUAUGUGCACAUAUCUAUGUACAUAUAAUCACACAAAAGCCAUUAUUUCAAAGUCAUUUAUAAGCUGCUAAAUAAUGCCAAAAAAAGAAUUUAUAUAGUGUCAGUAUUCUACAUAACUUUACAUUUUGGUUCACACGAUCGAUUGGAUUAUAGUAUAAACUUAACAUCUGUGUUUGGAUGAUUUCCUAUGGUGUACUGUAUAGUUACCUUUCUGAUUUUAUUGGAUACUACGUCCUGGAUUUUCCUACUUCUAUAUUAGUCAAAUUUGUUGUGCUGAUUCUUUUCAGUGUGAAAAUAUUAGUAUCUUUGUUUCAAACACAGUAGCUCUAAUAAACUCCUUUGAGUUGUCAGUGGAGCAGUUUGUUUUCAGGAGCAGGCUUAUUUUGUUUCAAAGACUACUUUUACAUGCACUUAAGUUAGUCUGAUGAUUGCCAGCUUUUGUCAAUGACCUGAUUGCUGACAAAUAAAUGAGAAACUUAGUUUAAGGCAUUAAGAGAAACUUGGUUAACACAUCUAGAUUUCUGAUGGUAUUCGGUCAUUUAUACACUUUCUACAUGGUCUUUUUACAUGUGUUAAUGUGCAUGAUAGAGACCCAGAACAGGGAACACAUCAGUAAUCCAGCAGGAUGAAAGGAAAUGUUGUUACUAGUGCCCAGACUUCUUUGCAUGCAGUAUAAAUAAAUCCAAAGUCCAGUCUAUGAACAAACAUACUGAUAUCUCUAUCAUACAAUAAAAUGUUUACCAUCAGGCUAGUUUGUUGAAUUAGUCUGUUCAUACAGAUGCACAGUAGGAAUUUGUUCAAUUUACACUCAGUAACAAUCAAAAAAUGUCAGUGGGGCACCUAAUAAGCUUCCUCAAUAACAUACUGUAUUAGAUGCACUUAAAAUAUGGCAAAAUGCUGAAAUGCUUUCUGACUGACCAACUGCAUUUACACUUUUUUUUGUUUAAUUAAAUCUACCUAUUGCAGUGCAUCUAUAAAAUUUCAUGCUAUACCCUGAUUUCUGACAGUCACCUGGUUUCUUAUGUGCAUGUGAACGUAGCGAAACUUUGAUUUCACUGGGCUGUGAUGUGACUUGCGUAGGCCCAAGUUGUAGAAACGUAUCAUCAGAGGAGAUGGGAACAGUGUUUACCCUCACAGUUUAACGGUUUGCACAAGUAAUUCUAUAACAGACUGAAUAUUUACCUGGUGUUGCAUUUGUCAGAUAAAAUAUAAAAAUCUGCCUGUAACGAUCAGGCCCGCAAGCGAGUUCGACAUUGGACUCGUUUUGUGAUAUCUUGUAGAGUAUGAGGUUUAAUGUUUUUUUGUUUUUUUUUUAAAAAAAGAAGUGAAUGCCAGAAAGCAUGUUGAAGAUGAGAUAUAUUGUACUGUUUGGCUUUUUUUAUGGGAGACUGAAGUGCUCAAAUACAGAUGUACAGUACGCAUACAUGCAGCCCGUCUCCCAGGAUCAUGGAAGGGUUUGGCUGUGCCUUGCAGCACAUUGCUCUCAGGAUGCUUUCAGUUUUCUAAUUUUCAGUCUUUUUCCUGCCAAAAGAGUCUACUCUGAUCUAGUAGUGAUAUAUUUUGUGAAACUCCUACAUGUAACAUGUAGUACCUUAAAGUUAGUUAUGUACAGUUGAAACAUGGAGAUGGCAUUGCAAAACUUUGUACUUUUUCUGUAUAUCUUCGUUAUGCACCUUGAGUUUUUGGAACAGCGGGCUAAUAGGGUGGCUUUACGUGAUGCAGCUUUAGUCAGAUGUAGUAAUGUUGAUGUUCAUCUGGGUGCCCAAGACAAAAAAUGGGUGUUUAACUGCUUGAAGACCAUUUGAUUUCCCUAUAUUUUCAUGACAUGCUGAUUAUCUGGCAGGUGUUGAGUCAGUGAGCUUGAUUGGAUCUUUAAAUUAUACCCAUGAGCGAGACUUUCAUGCUCAUGACAGGAUGGAUUUCCUUGAUUUCAGUGAUUAAUAGCCUUUUUCUCUACCCCCACCCUCAGGAUAAAGUGCUACAUGAGACAUGCAGCUUAAAACUGCAGAAAGGUCAAACCAUGUAAAGCUAACCCUAUAGCGAGAUCAUGCUUUGAGUGCAUUUAAAGGGAAAUGCCACUUAAUUUCAGGAUUCAGGUAUGGUACUCCUAGGCCUACUCCGCCUGCUAUUGACCUGCAUGACUGAGAAAUUUACAGUUUAGUAUCACACGCCUGCAAAGAGAAGACAAUAAAACCUUGUUGUGACUGUAAUAACAAAAAAUGGAAAGGGGGACAGUUUAUUCUUUUUUGGUGGUUUUAUUAUUUCAAAAAAAUAAUUUAAAACACAGGGUGGAAGAGCUCAAACACAAAGUCCACAAAGUUGACUCUGUUUUGAUGACAUCACAGGCUUGGCUUUAGGAAAGUGUUCCUGCUUAUUGUCUAAAAGAAACUGUAUGAGAAUUUUUAAACUGAGUGGUAUUACUCUUUAACAGGGCUAAUUAUGUGAGCCUGACUUUGUCUCGUUGGUGGUGCUUCAAAAAUCUAUAUUUCUUUAUAAUGUUUAGGUACAACCAUGGUGUAUGAACAGACAUAAAGAAAAAAAACAAACAUUUGAAUGUGUUUUGCCCAAAUAGAUUUUGGGCUUUGCUGACUUUGUUUUUUCAUGAAAAAAGACAAGGCCACUUUAGGCCGGCUGUCUGUUCAUGAGAAGGUGAAACAAACUGCCUAAAUGUUUCUUCAUGUGAAACAAUCAGAUUGCAAGGCUGCUGUCAAGGUUGUUUCUGGCAUUUGGCUAAAAGUUUGCGUGCCGUCCUUUUCCUCCUUGAGGUAGUUGAACUGUCAUAGAUUUCAAGAAUUAGUGCAAAAAGUAGGCCAUCACUAAUAAAACUAAAAACAUUACUCUGAUUUCUAAUUGAGAAACAAAUUCAAGAUCAUCUGUGUAGACUUACAUAUGGUUCUUCGUGACAGCAAGAUCUCCUUGAACCUGAACGCUGGACUAGUCCAUUGCCCUGAUGAACUCAGAGUACAUUUUCUUAGAUUGGUAAAGGAAGUAGUACUUUUAUAGGAUACACAAGACAAAUCAACCAUAAUGAAAGCAGUCAGGGUUUAUUAUAGUGUUUUGUAUUCAGUGUUGGAAAUCUUAUGUUCAGUAUCAACAAGUAAAUGAUGAUGAUUGAAUGACAUUCACAGUCAUCUAUGACACUGCAGAUUUACAGCGCAUAAAAUCAAUGUGAAAUCAAUCAUUUAAAGUUGGACAGAUCUCAUUAUAUUGUCCUUAAAUCUAGUUAGUUUGUGGUUUUAUGAAGACGUGCAUACAUGAUUGAACUUGAACUGUUCUCAAGCUUGUGUGUUACUAUAUCUGGCAAAGUGUCACAUGGCUUGCUCGCUGUCAUUAGAUAAAAUGCACUCAUGAACAGCGUGGGCUUAACAAGUAUUAGAGCAGAUUCACAUUUACAGCCCAGUGGCAAUUUAAUGCGUGACCAUAAUGUGGAAAUUUAUGGUACAGUAGCUGCUCUGAUCCAAAAGGUCAGACUCUGCUUUCAAAAAUCCCAUCUGGACAUUUUUGGACAUUUUCCACCCGUGAACAAAAGAGAAUGGAAGCUGAAAGAAAGAAAUGUAGCUGAUUUUGUCACUAUGUUUUUCAUCUAUUUUUCUUUCUCUAUUAGAGAUAUUUCAAUUUUAACUACUUCCAGAAAGACACUGUUUUCACUGGGCCAUAGACUACUCUCAAGCCAAAAAUAAAAAUCCCAUGAUCAUAAUAAAAAAGAUUUUCAAUGUAUCAAUGCAGUAUUUUACUACUUAGCCAAAAGGUAACACUAGAGGCCAGAAGGUGGUUUAUAGUCCCCACCCUCCCUUUGUAAGUGCCGCAAACAACUAAGCCACAAAUGUCUAGAAUUGACUUUUGCUUGUUGAUACAAAUUGUAUCUAUACCUUGAAUGUAACAAAAUAUGAAAUGUAUAAUAUGAAAAUAGUUUUAUUUAAAUAAAGGGGGAAAAAAAAUCAAUGCCAUAAUGUUCGUGACACUGUGUGUCACUGGGAGUAGCCCAUUGGUAUGUACUAAUUCUUACUGGGUACAGUAGUUAAUUUACAGGGACAUUAACGUGCUACCUACAAGUGCACAGAUACCCUGUGUACAGCAGUAAGCAUCAUGUCCUCUCUGUACAUAGUCACACGUGUGUGUGUAUAUAUCGAAGGCGAUCUGUAAAUGUAAAAGUAACAGUUACUUCAGUUGUUCAAAUACUUAGAUCAUUUCUGUGUUGUAACCUGUGCACCUUGGUUAAGUGCAUCUAUUUCCUCUGAAUUGACAUGUCUGCUUUAUGCUAUUUUAAUGGGAAUUUCAAUAUUUUUUAAUAUAUUUUUGCCUAAUAAAACAUGCCAAAGUUAUUCUUGGGUGGCUUUGUCAAACAUAAUUUCCAACACACGGGUUGUCAUGCAGUGAAUUCUGUAUUUCAGAGGACAAAGGAUUUCUUUUCUACAAACUAAGAGCAACUAACAUAAAACGCAAAUCUGUGUCUAACCUCACGGUUAAAAGCAUGAUACUGAAAUUUCAGUUUGUGGUGAUUGGCUGAUCUUUGGCAUCAGACGACAUCACCAUAUGUUUUACUUAAGUAGCAUCACCUGGUAGGAUGGACAACAGGCAGAUAGCACUUUCAGUUCACUGAACGCUGAAUUCAGUGCCAGUUUCUACUCAGAUUUGUGUUUGAUGUUUAACGCUCUUUCAAAAUAGAGAUUCUCUUUAAAAUUGGAAUUUACUGGAAUGUCUGGGAGUUGAUUUAGUGACUAACCCUGUAUGUUGAUAAAGCAGAGGUGUGUUGAAUUGUGAUUUCUUUUACUAUUGGAUUUUUCACCCAUUGUGAUCUAAUAAUUUUGGUAUCUGAGGCUAGUUUGCAUACUGUUGUUUGAAAUGAACAGUCUGUAGCUUUCAGCUGGCCCUUUGGAAAUUAGACUAGUGCUACUUUCAAGAUGUGCAAGACUGACUUUUUCAAUAUAAUAUUAACUUAAGUUCAGAGUUGGUUGGUAAUUGCUAAGAUCAAGACCAAAGGGAUUUUUGAUGCGUACACACUAUGUACCUGUAAUGAUGAUUGAAUAACACGCACACACAUGGUUAUGGUCAAAUGAUUGUGAACCUCUUGACUUCUUGCAGUUUGUGCUGCCACAUGAUUUAAAGAUGGAAUUGUUGGUGUACAGAGUGCCAUGACAAGAGGUACACACGUGACUGUACAUAUAUACAGUGUAAUACUCAGGUUAAAACAAACAUUUUAAAUCACAUACUUCGUCGUUUUCUAAUAUUGAAAAAUGGAGUGGUGGUCACAUUUCUGAAGUCGCAUAGGUCUCCUGUUUGAGUAGACCAUUGUGUCUGCAAUGUAAAAAGGGAAAAAUAAAGGUUUUUUUUCGUGUUGUGAUGAUCUGCAGUAUUGUAAUCCACACUGACUGGGAAGCAUUGCUUUUGUAGACCAAAAUAUACAAAAAUAGACUAUUUGGGUCUGUGGGCUCAAACAAAAUGUAAGUCUUAAUGACAAAAUGUGUUUCUCUCCAUAAAUAAAGCAGAAUUCUGUUCAAACUGUG
This is a messenger RNA of Thunnus maccoyii (southern bluefin tuna), 9782 nucleotides long. It is a transcript of the gene zc3h12b, whose product is annotated as zinc finger CCCH-type containing 12B. Gene Ontology annotation, molecular function: RNA endonuclease activity; metal ion binding; mRNA binding. Lineage: Eukaryota; Metazoa; Chordata; Actinopteri; Scombriformes; Scombridae. Bases 625 to 3165 code for a protein of 846 amino acids. The transcript has 6 exons. The record is from RefSeq and is a predicted model, not a curated record. Gene Ontology annotation, cellular component: nucleus; cytoplasmic ribonucleoprotein granule.